Metarhizium album ARSEF 1941 is the source of this 1044-nucleotide messenger RNA. RefSeq names its product 60S ribosomal protein L3. Lineage: Eukaryota; Fungi; Ascomycota; Sordariomycetes; Hypocreales; Clavicipitaceae. The transcript has a single exon. The coding region runs from base 1 to 1044 and encodes 347 amino acids. Gene Ontology annotation, biological process: translation. Gene Ontology annotation, cellular component: mitochondrial large ribosomal subunit; ribosome. The record is from RefSeq and is a predicted model, not a curated record. Gene Ontology annotation, molecular function: structural constituent of ribosome.
AUGGGCAACAUGGCCAACGCGGCAAUACAACACACCAUGCCGCCCCGGCUCUCCUUGAGGGUGGCACUCCCCCGACCAUCGGUCAACUUCGCCAAGCAGGCAGCACCGCGCCGCCUUGUCCUCCCGCUCACCGCCCGGCGCGGCAUCCAGUACGGCUGGUCGACGGCACCACCGCGAUCGCACCACCGGCGCUUCAACCAGCCCAAUGCCGGGCUGCCCGCGCCGACGACGGGUCCCGCGGCGGCCCUGAAGCGCCGAGAAAACACGACGCCCCUCCGAACGGGCGUCCUCGCCACCAAGAAGGGCAUGACCAGCAUGUUCGUGGGCAGGACGCGCGUGCCCUGCACGGUCCUGCAGCUCGACCAGGUGCAGGUCGUGGCGAACAAGACGAGAGAGAAGCACGGGUACUGGGCGGUCCAGGUCGGCGCCGGGUCACGCCCGCCCAGGAACGUGACGAGCCCGAUGCUGGGAUACUACGAGGCAAAGGGCAUGGCGCCCAAGAGCGAGCUGGCCGAGUUCGCGGUGCGCGGCCGGGACGGCCUCCUGCCCGUCGGGUCCCAGCUGCUGCCGGACUGGUUCCAGACCGGGCAGGACGUCGACGUGCGCGCCAAGUCGCGCGGCAUGGGGUUCGCGGGCGGCAUGAAGCGCCACGGGUUCGCGGGCCAGGAGGCGUCGCACGGCAACUCCAAGAACCACCGGACGAUCGGCACGACGGGCCCCUCGCAGGGGAGCGGCAGCCGCGUCCUGCCGGGCAAGAAGAUGCCCGGGCGGAUGGGCAACGAGUGGGUGACGGUGCAGAACCUCAAGGUGAUGCGGGUCGACAACGAGCUGGGCGUGGUCCUCGUCAGCGGUGCCGUGCCGGGUCCCAAGGGCCGCACGGUGAGGCUGCAGGACUCCAAGAAGCGCAGGGCCCCGGCGCUGCCGUACCGCCAGAGGGUCCUGAGGGAGAUGCUGGACAGGCACCCCGACGGGGAGGCACGGCUGGAGGCCGCCCGACAGAGGCACUUGGAGAUGAAGGAGCGGCGACGGGCGGAGAGUCAGUGA